AUGGAUGUCGGAAGUUUGGUUUCCUCGCAAAAGGGUUCGUUACCUAGCCACAUUUACCACUGUUUUAACAUACUUUGGGAUUUGCAGUUACUGGUUUCCUCUUCAUAUGGAUCUUUGUAACAUUUUGGAAUAAGAUGGAGGAUAGAGUCGAAGUGUUUCAGUCAGAAUUCUGACACACCGACUGAUUGUGAAACUGGCUGGACCGGGUACAAAAGUACAAGGACUUAUUGUCCGUGAAAAAGGAGCAACCCGUGUGUGUGACUCAGCGGUAAAGAACGCCUGAACAACCCACCAGCUUCGUUCAUCAAACCAUGAUCAAACAUUCCAUCGUGGGACAUUAAAAAUCAAGUUUAUUGUUUUAACUGAAACUAUGCAGCAGAUUAAACAUUUCAACCGAUGAAACAUCAAGACUUUUUGUGAAUGUGUUGAGAUAGUUUUCCCAAGCCAAGAUGAAGGUGACAGUAAGUUUUGGAGCGGUGCGAGUGGUGGUUCCGUGUGGGAGUGGAGACAUUACUGUGACUGAAUUGAUGGACAAAUCGGUACAAAGGUACCGAAAAGCAACAGGCAGGACUGAUGACUACUGGGUCCGAAUCAAAAGUCUGAAGAGUGAAGGAGAAGAUGGGAUACUAGACGUUGAUGACUUGGUCUGUGAUGUUGCAGAUGAUAGGGAGAAGCUGAUUGCUAUUUUCGAUGAGCAAGACCGACCACGCCCCUCUGGUCAUCUUAUACUGGAUGGUACUAGCACCUGUACCAGCUCUGUAGGCACAGCGAGCCCUUUACUCAACUUCAACAGCCUGGAUACCAAUGGACAGAUGAAUAAUAGUAAUAAUAAGAUGAUGUCGAGUCAUUAUGGAGACUUUGAUGAGCCGAGUGAAGUGGAUGUUGUGGUGACAGGAGAUGAAAUAUCAACAGAUCCCAAGCUGCAUGUUCGACGAGGGAGUGAUCCGAUCAUACCAAUCAUGAACGGUGAUCCACAGAAAUGGAACAACGAUCCUGAGACUGACAUUGAUUCUAAUGCCAACACCUUGCCAGACAAGAAACCAAGCCAAGUAAUAAUUGAGAAGCGUCGAGGAAGUAAAGAUGAACUGAGCAGCGCCUUCUCUCGGUUUGGACGGGAUUCUUCCAGACAGUCAAUCUCAGGGACGCUUCAAAAUAACAUGUAUAAAUGGGCAGAAGCGCAAGAAAAGACUCAAAACGAGACAAACGGAAGGAAGGACUCUGAAGAGGGCAACGAUGACAUGGAAAGGGAAAAGAUUAUUAUAAAGAAUGAUGGAACGCCACUUGGUAUUCAGAUUAUUGCACGAGUUGAAAAUGAUGAUGACAGUGCGUAUGGUUUGGUGAUCCAUGGUAUAGAGACUGGAGGCAGGGCAGCUAGAGAUGGUAGAUUGCGGCAAGGCGAUCAUAUACUCACUAUUAAUAAACUGGACAUCACCGAAAUGACAUUCGAUGGUGCUCAGGAGUUAUUGCGUGAUGCGAUGCGUACAGAGUCAGUGACACUUACUGUAGAACGUGAGCAACAACCAUCAGAUGAUAAUCAGAAUCACUCUGUCGAGUCUUCGAGGGUACCCCCUGAUGUUCCUGCCCGUGCCCCAGCGACAUCACUCUCUAAAGAAGAGUCUCAGUCACAGAAGGUUCAUAAUAUCAUCGCACCGACUAACACUAGGAGAAUCGGAAGAAAGCUUUAUGUACAACUAAUGAAAGGUCCUCAGGGGUUAGGCUUUAGCAUCACUACGAGAGAUAACGCUGUAGGGGGCAAGAACCCAAUCUACAUUAAGAACAUCUUGCCUAAAGGAGCAGCUAUCGCUGAUGGAAGAUGUAAACCAGGAGACAGACUGCUUGAGGUGAAUGGUAUUGAGAUGACCGGUAAGACACAGAGUGAAGCUGUUUCCAUCCUACGCAGUGUCAGACUAGGAGGCGUCGUCAAUCUUGUACUUUCUCGACAAGACUCUGGAUCCACUGCUGCCACUCCUGAGAAGGUCUUACCCAGAGAAUUGCCUGAAGAGAAAACCACUGAUGAUCCCACCAAUGCUAAGAACAAAGCAGUAGUUGUCUUUGAUAUUCCACUGAAUGACACUGGGUCAGCUGGUCUAGGGGUCAGCGUUAAGGGAAAGACGUCUGGCAAUGGAACAGAUGGAGAAACUAAAGAUCUUGGAAUCUUCAUUAAGAGUGUGAUUCACGGAGGAGCUGCAUCUAAAGAUGGAAGACUGCGUCCGAAUGAUCAGCUUCUCUACAUCAAUGAUGAAUCCCUCAUCAGUAUCUCAAACAGCAGCGCUAUGGACAUCUUACGUCGCUCCAUGGCGGGAGAUAAAUCCCCUCGUUCUCACAUCCGUCUCGUGAUAGCUCGUCGUACAGACCCUGGUGAUGUCACACCUACAUCAUCCAGACCCUCAGACCAUGGGAUUGAGACUAAAGCAGAGUCGAUUGAUGGAGAGGGUAGACCGGGUAGUCCGGUGUCGAUCUCAUCUCGUGGGGUGGAGUUGGACAUGGAAGCAAUGGAUGAAUUAUUCAAACAUCCAGUGUUGAAUAAACUCAAUGCACUUGAGAAAGAGCAGUUAUUGAAUCGUCAUGUUGGACCAGGAGGAGAUGGGUUCGCUGAAGAUACGUCUCAGCUUUCACCAACAAUGCCUAAAGGGGGAGAGGAGAUUGUCAUGAUAGAUGAUGCCGACAUUGAUGAUGCGAUUGCAAAGAUAGCCGCAGCAAGUCCAUCUGCAUCAGGUAGAGCACCAUCUCCUCCUCAAUGGCUGGUGGAUACUUGGGAGAAAGCUAGAGAUGAAGAAGGUGAGUCAAGCCCAGUGGAUGAUCCAUACAACCAGUUCCAGCGAGACAGUUUUGCCAGACGGAGUUUCUCAGAGCGUCAUAAAGGUGGUGGAUCUCUUGAUACUAAACAGAUGGCUUGGUAUAAGAAGAAAGGUGGACCAGAGCCACCUAAGGUUCCUCCUAAGACCGUCCAUCACCCUAAGGGAUCACCUCAACAUAAAGAUAUUGCAAUCAGUACAGGGAGUUUAGUGAGAUCUAAUUCCACUGACAAUCUGAAGGAUACACCCAACUUGUCUUCCAUUCACCAUUUGACAGCAGAGGAACGUAGAGACAUCGGUCCAUUCCUCGGCCUCAAGAAAAACAGCUCUUUAGAAAGUCUUCAAGCCGCAGUUGCAGAGGUCACGACCCAUGAUGACCUUUCAUCUCGACCUAGGGCAAAGGUCGUACGAGGUCGUGGUUGUAAUGAGAGCUUUCGAGCAGCUGUGGAUCGUUCAUAUGAUCAGCCUCUUAACGGGAAUGCCAUUAACUCAGUGGAUACAGGUUCAGAGUUCAGAGAGAACGGCCAUAUUCAGGUUCGUGAUGACCGCUCAUCUAAAGAUGACCACUCCUCGAUCAGUAGCCAUGAUCCGGUCAUCAUGUCCCAGACGGGAGGAACCUCUAAGAAGAGGAAGGAGAAGGAGAAGGAAAAAGAUAAGAGGAAGAGUAGCACCUUUAAAGGAUUUGGAUCUAUGUUCAGGUUUGGUAAGAAUCGUAAACCGGAUCGCGAUGGACGGCCGGCUGAAGAGAGACAACGAUCAAAUUCUGUUUCAUCUGAGAAAUCUAGGCUAGAGGAGAUCGAGAAAUACAAAGAACAACAAGAAGAGCAAAGCUCCCGCAUUCAAGAUGAGGUUCGUAAACAUCGUGAGAAUCAAUCCUUGAGACGACAGAAGGAAGAAAGUCUUGAGGCACGCAACAAAGCAGAACGAAUGCAAGAACUAAGACAGAAAUACCAACGAGAUCAUAGAGAGAGACAGGGUCGUUAUGUUGAUGAUGUCAUCGGUGAUGAAGAGGCAAGAGAUGAGGAUAGAAGAAGCGGAGAUCGAGAGGACGAGGGAUAUGGAGAUGGGUCACCAUCAUCACCGAGGAGUCCUCGCCCCUAUUCACCCCACCGUGAGACGACCGAUAGCCAUGCACCAGAGUAUCGGGAUCGAGAUCAUGACCGCUGGGAACGACAGAGUGAUGGUAACCCACGAAGUAGUCGUCACCAUGAUGAUACACGGCUACAUGAUGAACGUCGUUAUGAUGAACGAAGCAGACAUAAUGGUCGCCGAAGUGUACCUCCAUACAUUGAGUCCAGAAACAGAGAUGAGCAUCAUGAUCGGCGAAGAGAAACUCAUACUACAGCUGAAGUUGAAAUGGAACCAAAGUACGCAACGGUAAACCGUAAAGCGCGUCCUGAUAGGAACUCUGAAUCUUCCAUGAGAGAUAAACACAAUGAUCGCAACAAACCAGAGAAGAUUUAUGCUUCUCAUUACGAAUCCGUAGAGCGACGAGAACGGACUGAUCGCGAUCCGCCCAAAAGAAACCCGGAUAAAAUCUAUGAGAGUGUUGAGUUUCAACGACCGCCGCGUGUCUCUGAUCGACAUCGAGACGAGAGGAAUCGAGAGGAUCGUCAUCGGAAUGAGAGGAAUCCUGAGGAGUGGCAUCGAGACGAUAGGUUUUAUGAAGAUAGACAUCGUGAGGAUAGGAAUAGAGAUGAAAGGUAUAAGGAAGAUCGAUACAGAGACGAGAGAUAUCGUGGUGAGCGCCACGGUGAUAGACCUGACGGCAGGAGGGUAGAGAGAAGACCUGAAAGAGAAAAGAAACACAAUGAUCCUGACAAGAUUAAAAACAGUGACACACUACGGAAGAAAGAAAGCGAAACUCUCAAAGAAAGUGAUUCCUACAAUCCCAAAGAGAAGGAAGCUCUUAAACGCAAAGAGAGCGAUACUUUGAAACGCAAAGGAAGUGAGAAAACUAGCAAAAAAGCAGACAAGUCUAAGGCCAAAGAGACAGAGAAAAAAGAAACUGAUAAAAAGGAGAAAGAGGAAUCUAAACUGACUCGACGAAAAAGUGACAAGAAGAAAGAUGAGAAAGAGAAAGACAAAAAGAAGGAAAAAGCGAAAUCCAAAGAUGAGAAAGUUUCGUCUGAAGAAGAGAAAACGGAGGAGAGAAAUGUGGACUCAAGGAGAGAUCGGCGAGAUGAGAAUGAUAGAAGGGAUGCAAGACGAGGUGAUACUCUAGAUAGGAGGCAUCGUGGGGAGAAGGAAGGCGGAGAUGGAAGAGAUCGUAGGAGGGAUGAUGGUAGACGAGAUACGAGGGAUCGGCAGAGGAGCCCACCACCUAGUGACAAGUAUGGAUAUGGCAGCCUGGGAAGACCACAUCGUAAACGAACCACUAAUGAUCCAAACCAACACAACAGGGGAACCAGAGAAAGCGGGUACCAAUCAGACCAUGAUCGCCACCGACCAGAUCAUAACCAUGACAACCACACAUCGUCCAAUUACAAAGGUUAUGCAAAUGGACCAACAGCCAAUCACUAUCCAGAUGAGAGACGACCUCGUAUGACCUCAACCCAAAGCGUUGAUCGACAUCACGAUGGUUAUUACGGCAAGGAGGAUUAUGGAUCUUCUUCUAAUCACCAAAGUCGGACUGGUAGACGGAUGCAUUACUCAGAAUCAGGUUUGGAUUAUGAAGAACGUGACGCAGCCAGAGUUUAACGCCAAUAACAGUAAUAAAAUAUUAACGACACAAUGGGUGCGUUCGAUUAGCUACCCCAUAUCGACCCCGGUCUGCCCCCGGUGCAUUUGGAUAGCUUUGCCGUCAUUCCAGGGGCUCAUUCGGUCAGCCCUAAGUGCCCUACUUGUGUAAGGGGUCACUUGGGGCUGCCCUAAGGUGCAUGAUGUCACCACGAGAGGGCGAGUGUGAUCGUUCGAUUAGCUCUUGUGAGGGGCUCAUCAAGGGGUCAACACGGGGAAGCUAAUGGAAUGCACCCAAUGUCACUGUAACUCAUAAAAGUAUCCAGUAUACAGUUCUUACACACAUCGGUGUAAGUCGAUGUGUUGGAAACCAAAUGAUAUUCUUUAUCCCUAAUGCAAACUUAAACAAUGUCACUGUUAUUGAUGUUAAGUGCUGGCCAUGCAACUUGUGAGAAUCUUCAACAGAAUGUUAAAGGAUUCUCAUGGUAGACUUAAGAACAAGUUUGUUGUGUUGCAUCAUUACCAUGGUGACACUUUUGCUAUGGUUACCGUGAGUUAUAUUCAAUUUAUAUUAGAUCAUAUUGAUCCUAUUUGAAUUGAUUAGGAUUAGGGAAAGUUCGAUCAGCGACCAUUUGUCAACUACUAGUCACUGUUCAAUGGUCACCUUUGCAUGCCAGGCAAAAUCGCCCAAUGGACGACAAUAGUCAACUAUAGUCCCUUGAUAGAACUUGCUCUUAGUUGUAGCAUUGUAUUGGCUUUAUAAUGGGUAGAAACAAGAAGUAACAGUAACACCAUGGACUUUGCUGGAAAUAUUUCUUAUAUUUUUGCGAUACAAAACUUGAGGCCGGAAUCAACUUCUUUACAACUUGUUACUCUGAAACAUUUUUGAGUUUCUGUCUUAGACGUCUCAUCAUUUGUCCCCUCAUUGUCUCAUGAUUUGUCCCAUCAAGUUUGUCAGUGAGUUUUCAAAUUCAAACAAAGAACUCCUUUAUAAUAAGUAGGAUUUGAAACUUUGGAUGGUGGAAGUAAGAGAGUUUUGCCGCUGCGGUACACCUUGUGAAAAUCUCUUUUCAGUGGUGUUAGUUCUAAAAAGCUUAAAUGAGAUUUUCACAAGUUGUUAUUGCAAACCUCUUUUAGUCCUUUAUAAUAGCAAAUUCAAAAUUCUCUUGUAGGUAUUUAAAAGGGAAAUGUAUAAGCCUUAAAUGUAGAUAGGUGUAGCUUAAGAUUAUGCAAAAUGUUUUUAAUGUUGAGUUUUAUUUGCAGUAAUUUUUCAGUUGUUAGCAUGCCCAAAUAUGGUUUAUCAAAUUAGUUUGUCAUGAGUAUGAUUUCACAAUCAUACUUUGCUCGAAAGUGUUUGUCCUUUAACGUUGAUGUACUGGAUGUUAAGUUUAUAAUUAAUUGUUUAUUUUAUUUUUUGGUAAAUGAGUACUACUCACUUUUAGAUACGCAGUUUCUGAUUGUGCUUGUGAGAUUUUUGAACAUGGAGUUAAGUUUGAUGGUGACGCUUGAUAGGGUGGGAAGAGCUAUUUAUUCUAGUCAAAGACCAUUAUUUACAGCACAGCUCAAAUAUAGAAGCAUUAUAUAUGGCACGCCUGAACAUAUAUGGAGACCGCCAACAUAUGGCUGGAUAGCUCAGUUGGUAGAGCGCCGGCACUUUAAGCCGGAGGUUGUUGGUUCAAGUCCUGCUCCAGUCAAUGUUUCUUUGUUCAAACCCAAAAUAUGUAAAUGCAAAAAUGUAAAGUUAUUUAAACCACCAUUUUCCAAAGAGUGCCUUGGGAGUUUGCAAACAAAUGAUUUCUAAACCGAAUUGCCUGAUGUUCAGAAAUAACUUUGUUCAGAACAGUAACUUGGAAAUGUAAAAUCCUUACAGGUUUCAAAUUCUGCUGUAGGAUUUUGUCUUGUUUAUUUGUCGUGGUUUUUUUUGGUAGAGACAUACAGGACAUUGUGAAGGAACUGCUCCAUUUGUAUAAUAUUUGUAUAUAUUCUUUCAUUAUUCAAUAUUUGUUUUAAUUGAUGAGUAUUUAUUAUUCAG
Messenger RNA from Asterias rubens (European starfish), 7506 nucleotides. Its product is annotated as partitioning defective 3 homolog. Gene Ontology annotation, molecular function: phosphatidylinositol binding; protein binding. The record is from RefSeq and is a predicted model, not a curated record. Gene Ontology annotation, cellular component: apical plasma membrane; apical junction complex; cell cortex. The transcript has 24 exons. Gene Ontology annotation, biological process: intracellular protein localization; establishment or maintenance of epithelial cell apical/basal polarity; establishment of centrosome localization. Bases 450 to 5495 code for a protein of 1681 amino acids. Lineage: Eukaryota; Metazoa; Echinodermata; Asteroidea; Forcipulatida; Asteriidae.